Messenger RNA from Helianthus annuus (common sunflower), 1890 nucleotides. Its product is annotated as (3S,6E)-nerolidol synthase 1. Bases 83 to 1810 code for a protein of 575 amino acids. Lineage: Eukaryota; Viridiplantae; Streptophyta; Magnoliopsida; Asterales; Asteraceae. Gene Ontology annotation, molecular function: terpene synthase activity; magnesium ion binding. The transcript has 7 exons. The record is from RefSeq and is a predicted model, not a curated record.
CUUGCAUAACAUCAACCCCCUCUCUCACUCUCUCACUCUCUCUGCGUAUCUACUUAUCUGUGUAGCAUCCCAAGCAACUCCAAUGGCAGCUCAAAAUACUUUGUCAGCUAUUACUUCAUUUACUCCCAAAUCUAUUCCACAGCUCUUAAAACCUGCUCAUCUUCAAACAACUUCAGUACGUAAAGAUAGACACAUAUCGAGCUUGACUACCUCAGAUCGACUCAAAUGGCGUUCAAAGCCUUUAAAACCUAAUGAAUUCAUCUGCAAAUGCAUCAACCGAUCUCUGCUACAGUGUCAGCCGGAAGACACUGUUGUAAAGCAUGCAAAAUUGGUAGAAGUUGUUCGGGAAAUGACCACCAAUGGUAUUGAUAAUGUCAAGUUUGACCAUUUGUUAAUGGUGGAUGCACUUGAACGACUAGGACUUGAUUAUCACUAUGAAGAUGAAAUCAAUCUAAUUCUUGAACAAUGCUACCUUCAAAUUAUUAAGAAAGGUUUCAUUGAACAUCGAAAUCUUUAUGAGGUCUCCUUAUCUUUUCGAAUCUUAAGGCAGAGAGGUUUCCGCGUGCCUUCAGAUGUUUUUGAGUUAUUUAUGGGAAAGAAUGGCAAGUUUAUUGAAAAUCUUAAAUAUGACAUUAGAGGUUUGACGGAACUAUAUGAAGCUUCACAUUUAAGUAUAGAGGGAGAAGACGUACUCGAAGAAGCUGCAAAAUUUAGCAGCCACAUGCUGCAAAAUACACUGAGUUCUCUUGAUGAUAAAGAGGCUAGAAGGGUCAAAUAUACACUUGAAAAUCCCCACCGAAGAAACUUUACAUACUUGAGUUUACUCAACUCCCCCAAAGAGUUUGAUGCCCCAAUCUUGAAAGAAUUGGCAGAACUUGAAUGCAUGAUAGCUCAACCCAUACGCAAGAUGGAAAUAAAUGAAGUCUUAAGGUGGUGGAAGGACCUAGGGUUGGGGCAAGACUUGAAACUUGCAAGGAACCAACCUUUAAAGUGGUAUGUUGGGUCUAUGGCUUCCUUAGCAGAUCCCACCUUGUCGCAGCAGAGAAUCGAUAUGACAAAAACCAUUACUCUCAUUUAUAUUAUAGAUGACGUUUUUGAUAUCUACGGGACCCUCAAUGAACUUACUCUUCUGACAGAAGCCGUCAACAUGUGGGAUAUCAGUGUUGUAGAUCAACUUCCAUACUAUGUCAAGUCAUCCUUCAAAGCUGUAUAUGACACUACAAAUGAAAUUGCAUCCAGAGUUUAUGAGAAACAUGGAUUUAACCCCAUAAAAUCCUUACGGAAGUCGUGGGCAACACUUUUUGACGCAUUUCUGGUAGAAGCAAAAUGGUUUGCUUCUGGACAUAUUCCAAAGUCAGAAGAAUACUUGAAGAAUGGGUUAAUCACUAUAGGUGUACAAGUUUUCCUAGUUCACAUGUUUUUUCUCCUUGGGGAUGGUAACACCGAAGAAAAAGCGAACCUUAUAGACAAUAAUCAUGAAAUUGUGUCAUCAGUUUCAAAUAUUUUCCGUAUUUCAAAUGACUUGCAAUAUGAAAAGGAUGAGAAUCAAGAAGGCCAUGAUGGAUCAUAUUUCAAGUAUCUCCUCAUGGAACAUGAGUUUAAUUCCACUGAGAUUGCCCAUGAGUAUGUCAAGAAGAUCAUUUCAGACACAUGGAAGUGUUUAAACAAGGAAUGCCUCUCUCCUAACCCUUUUUCGGAGAAAUUCUUGAAGGGCUGCAUAAACCUGGCAAGGCUGGCUCCAUUAAUGUAUGGUUACAAUAACAAGAAUUCUUCUGAUCUAAUAGAAAAAUAUAUUAGAUCUAUCCUAUGAAACAAUUUUUUGUACUAAUAAUUGAACCUUCAGUUAUGGGUUGUUGAUGUUCAAUAUAAGAUUAAUCCACGUUGUGUAUA